This is a messenger RNA of Fonsecaea pedrosoi CBS 271.37, 1551 nucleotides long. Its product is annotated as dihydropyrimidinase. NCBI's taxonomy places the organism in Eukaryota, Fungi, Ascomycota, Eurotiomycetes, Chaetothyriales, Herpotrichiellaceae. Gene Ontology annotation, molecular function: hydrolase activity, acting on carbon-nitrogen (but not peptide) bonds. The coding region runs from base 1 to 1551 and encodes 516 amino acids. The transcript is spliced from 3 exons. Gene Ontology annotation, cellular component: cytoplasm. The record is from RefSeq and is a predicted model, not a curated record.
AUGGAGUUUGAUCUGAUUGUGCGGAACGGCAAUGUCGUGACGGCGUCGGAUAUUUGGUACAAUUGCGAUAUUGGGAUCAAGAAUGGCACCAUCGUCGCCGUGGCCCGCGACCUCCCCAUCCGUAACGGCGACCAAGUCUCCAUCCUGGACGCCGAGGGCGCCUACAUCACCCCAGGCGGCAUCGACACGCACGUUCACCUGAGCCAACUCUACGAAGCGUCGGUCGACAGUCUCAUGCGCACGCAGAUCACCAACGGCAAGAUCCCCGACCUGGCAAACUACACCAACGACACGUACGACACGGGCACGCGCAGCGCCGUGGCCGGCGGCACCACCACCGUCAUCACCUUUGCGAGCCAGCUGCGCGACGACGAGAGCCUGGUGCCCGUGCUGGAGGAGUACGCGAAGCUCGCCGACGGCCAGUCGUACUGCGACUACGCCUUCCACAUGAUCCUGUCGAACCCGACCAAACACGUUCUUGACGUCGAUCUGCCCAUGAUGGUCGAGAAAUACGGCAUCACCAGCGUCAAGAUAUACAUGACCUACAAGGCCUUCCAGCUCCGAGACUACCAGAUUCUGGAUGUCAUGCACGCGGCGCGCCGCCUGGGCAUUACGACCAUGGUGCACGCCGAGAAUGCCGAUGUCAUUGAUUGGAUGACGGAGCAUCUGGAGGAGCAGGGUAUGACGGCGCCUUAUCAUCACGGGACGUCGAGACCGCCGAUUGUCGAGGCCGAGGCCACGAAUCGAGCCAUUGUCCUUUCUGAGCUCAUGGAUACGCCCAUACUGCUCGUCCACAUCUCCGGCGGACAUGCCACGCGCGUCAUUCGCGACGCCCAAACCCGGCUCCUGCCCGUGCACGGCGAGACCUGUCCGCAAUACCUCUUCCUACUUGCCGACAGUAUGAGGAAGGAAGGCUUCGAGGGUGCCAAGUGCGUCUGCUCGCCGCCCAUCCGCGAAGAGGCGGCUGACCAAGACGCCAUCUGGACGGGGAUCAAGAACGGCACCUUCACCACCCUGUCAUCAGACCACGCACCCAUCAAGUUCGAUCACCCGCAAGGCAAGCUGCGGGGUCUGGCCCACGGAGGCGGCGAACAGGGCAAGUUCCAAUACAUUCCCAACGGACUGCCGGGGGUCGAGACGCGAGUGCCACUGCUGUGGUCCGGCGGCGUGCUCACGGGCCGCAUCACGCCGCAGAAGUUUGUCGAGGUCACGGCGACAAAUCCGGCCAAGCUAUACGGUCUGUCCAACAAAGGCACCAUCGGCCCGGGCUUCGACGCAGACUUGACCAUCUGGUAUCCGCAGGACAAGUUCAAGCCGUUCAAAUUGACCAACGACAUGUUGCACCACGCCAUUGACUACACGCCGUUUGAGGGCAUCGAGUUCAAGAAUUGGCCGAGGUACACGCUGGUCAGAGGCACCGUCGUUUUCAAGGAAGGUGAGGUGGUCGGCAAGUUGGGCUACGGCAAGUAUCAGCACAGGACCAAGAGUACCCUGAGCGGCCCGCGGAAUCAGUUUCUCAGUGAGUGGCGGCCGGUAUAUCCUAUGAAUUAG